Molecule: messenger RNA, 1322 nt
Organism: Juglans regia (Persian walnut)
Lineage: Eukaryota; Viridiplantae; Streptophyta; Magnoliopsida; Fagales; Juglandaceae
Exons: 9
Coding region: 154-1077 (307 amino acids)
Source: RefSeq, a predicted model, not a curated record
CUACUUCUUCCUCCUCCCACUUCUUCCUCCUUCCUUUCUGCUUCACAUUCUCUUUGCAUUUCUCUCUUUGCCCUUCGCGAAUACCUCCCUCUUUUCCUUUUUUUUUUUUUCCCUUUCUGUGAUCAUUUCGAGUUUUUGGGCUUCUGAUAAAAAAUGGAAUUCGAGGACUGCUACAGACAGGGUCAGAGGCCCAAAUAUGAAUGCCUUCUGUUUGAUCUGGAUGACACCUUGUAUCCUCUUAGUUCUGGUAUUGCUACAGCAUGCCUCCAGAAUAUAAAAGAUUAUAUGGUCGAAAAACUUGGCAUAGAUAAGAGCAAAAUCCCUGAUUUGUGCAACCUUCUGUACAAGAACUAUGGAACAACAAUGGCUGGUCUUAGGGCAAUUGGCUAUGAUUUUGACUAUGAUGAAUAUCACAGUUUCGUUCAUGGGAGAUUACCAUAUGAGAACUUAAAACCCGACCCUGUUCUGAGAAGUCGUUUGCUGAGCCUGCCUUACCGUAAAGUUAUUUUCACAAAUGCAGACGGAGUCCAUGCAGCCAAAGUACUCCACAGGCUUGGAUUAGAAGACUGUUUUGAGGGGAUCAUCUGCUUUGAGACUUUGAAUCCCAUUCACAAAAGUGCUGUUUCAGAUGAUGAAGACGACAUUGAGUUUGUGGGAUUAAACAAUACUUUUGAUGCUGCUAGUGCUGAUGUUCCUUCCACAAACACUAGCAGUAACUCUGAUAUAUUUGACAUCAUUGGGUAUUUUGCUCAGCCUAACCUUGGUUUGGCAUUACCAAAAUCACCCAUUGUCUGCAAACCAUCAGAAGACGCCAUAGAAAAAGCUCUCAAAAUAGCCAACAUAAAUGCUCAGAGAACUUUGUUCUUUGAGGACAGUGUUCGAAACAUCCAAGCCGGAAAACGUGUGGGUCUUCACACUGUGUUGGUUGGCAAUUCCCAGAGAGUUAAAGGUGCAGAUUAUGCUUUAGAAAGCAUCCACAACAUUAGGGAAGCAAUACCAGAGCUCUUGGAGGCUGAGAUGAAAUCAGAAGUUGCCUACUCUGGCAAGGUUGCAGUGGAGACUUCUGUGACAGCUUAGUUCAUAUUUUUAUCACCAAUAUGACAAAUUAAAGAGAUCAUGUAUUUGGGAUCCUAACCUUCCCAUGCCCCCCCAAUCUCAUGAUUCUGUAGAUGAUGUAGUAGGUGUUUCUUUCUGAUUAAUUAUUUUAUCCCCCACAAAUUGUCAUUAGUUUCUCUUGUCUCCCUGUGUUUCAUUGUACAUCUUUGUCACUGGAAUCAUAAUCAACAUGCAAUCACAGAUCAAAAGGUUGGGGUGUCGUGCUA